Molecule: messenger RNA, 810 nt
Organism: Alternaria atra
Lineage: Eukaryota; Fungi; Ascomycota; Dothideomycetes; Pleosporales; Pleosporaceae
Exons: 1
Coding region: 1-810 (269 amino acids)
Source: RefSeq, a predicted model, not a curated record
AUGCCACAAGAGCUUCCACCGUUGGCUCUGUUGUCCGGGACGCGGGCCCUCGAACGGAUCGAGUUGGAGAACUGCUGUCUACGAGCAUCGGAUCUGCGGUCGUUAUUGCAAGGCUGCCGCGGCUUGAAGAGCUUCUUGUACACAAGCAGAAGAUGUGAGGUCGGACCUUGGAGCCCCUCACCUGCUAAGUUUGUCGAGCUUCUCAGACCCCACGAGACCACGUUACACGCUCUGAUACUCGACUUGGACGUCCACCGUUACCAAGACAAGACUGACGACAGGCUUGCGCUCAUACAGUCCCUCGCACACAUGACAGCGCUCAAGGUUCUCGUCACCGUGCCAGAGAUGUGGCACUACGUUGCGGUUGAGGAUGAUGUGGUUACCAACGACAGCGUCGGGUGGGAAGAGCGGCAUCUGUCUGUGCGGGUCCCCCCCAACGUGCAGACACUUGUGUUUGGUUUAUCUGAGGCGGAGAAGACGACGUCACCGAGUCAACUCAGCAACCUCCUUAGCAUGCGUACGGUGAUGGUCCCUGAUCUUACCACUCUCUCCAUUGGCGGCAUAGAACCGGUCUAUGUGGAAGAGGUCAAGCGACUUUAUCUAGAUCUGGAGCCGUUCAUGUGCACUGGUCCGCAAGAGCUGCACGCCGAGGUGGGGCCUACCUACGUCAGAUCUGUCUUUGACACUGGGCAGUGUCCUCACAACUGGACUGAAGUGAAAUGGGCUGAGCAGAUGUAUGUGGCAGCCCCCAGCGAGAUCUGCCUCUUCGCGCGAGCGUACGAGAGGAUUCGCAGGGAACUACCUCGGUGA